This is a messenger RNA of Kickxella alabastrina, 750 nucleotides long. RefSeq names its product AP-2 complex subunit sigma. Gene Ontology annotation, molecular function: clathrin-cargo adaptor activity. The transcript has a single exon. The coding region runs from base 215 to 646 and encodes 143 amino acids. Gene Ontology annotation, biological process: clathrin-dependent endocytosis; protein transport. NCBI's taxonomy places the organism in Eukaryota, Fungi, Kickxellomycota, Kickxellomycetes, Kickxellales, Kickxellaceae. The record is from RefSeq and is a predicted model, not a curated record. Gene Ontology annotation, cellular component: AP-2 adaptor complex; intracellular membrane-bounded organelle.
GGGUUUGUUACAGUGUUGGUUUUCCAUGAGCAAAACAGGCCACGAAUUGCGCUGGCUGUUAAUCAACCCAUUUCCUUUUCUGCUUGUAUUUUAUUUUGUAUUCUUUCUUUUCCUUUUCUUUUUUGUUAUUCUUCUCGUUUUACUAUUUAUUUGCACACACAUACACAUACACAUAUACGCACGCACGCACUCACUCACGCACACAGAGGUUCCGAUGAUUCGCUUCAUCUUCGUGCAGAACCGGCAGGGCAAGACGCGGCUAGAAAAGUGGUAUGGCAGCUACAGCGACCAGGAAAAGCAAAAGCUCAAGGCGGAGGUCCACCGCACAGUAGCAUCCCGCGACCAAAAACACCAGUCAAACUUUGUCGAGUUCCACAAUCACCGCAUCGUGUACCGUCGCUACGCCGGUCUGUUUUUUUGCUUCUGCAUUGACACUAACGACAAUGAGCUGGCGUACCUCGAGGCCAUCCACCUAUUUGUCGAGGUGCUUGACUCGUAUCAUGGCAAUGUGUGUGAGCUGGACUUGGUGUUCAACUUUUACCUGGUAUACGCUGUCCUUGACGAAAUGAUUCUAGCCGGUGAGAUCCAAGAGACCAGUCGUAGCGUUAUUCUUGGGCGGUUGGACCAGCUCAACAACCUCGAGUGACGGGUGUCCCCUGCUUAUUUCUCUUGUAGCAGAGCCUAUAAAUAUUUUUAACGUCAGCUUUUUUUGUUUAUUUCUCAUCAUGCAUGUAUUAUCUUGAUAAACGG